UCAUAUCCGUGUAUACAAAAAUCGAUGUAAAUUUGUAUAAUUUUUUCUAGAACUAGUUACAAAUGCAAUAACAUUUUAUCUUCAUGACUAUUAGACAUACCUUGUAAAUUAUUGACCAUGGUCUCGACUUACUACUUGGUGAAGCUCUUCCAAAAAGCCACUUACGAAAGACUAAAGCGCAACCUUGAUGGUGUCGGAGAGAGCUCAACUUCGGGUUCUACCACUAAUAAUUCAGCAGGACACUCGAGGAAUAUCCUCGCCACUAAAACUUGCCGUGUGUGUUUGAAAGAAGUAGGUACUCGACCUAUUUUCGGUGACGAAUCGCAUUCAGACAUUUCUGUAGCUAUCCGUGUUUUUGGUGACAUCGAUGUUAAAGAAGAGGACGAUUAUCCGAAAUACUUAUGCGACGCAUGCCACACUUUAUUGGAAGCCGCUAUCUUAUUUAGAAAAUCAGCAAAGCAGUCCCAUCAACUACUGAGAAAACGUCAUGUCAAACAAGAAAUUCAUCAUGAUACGCAAGACGGGGACCAUCAGGAGACCAAAGAAGAGAAACCUAGACAUAUCCGGCCUUCAAUACUUACAAAUUUUUUUUCUCCUGUAGAUAGUCCUGACAAUUCAAAGGAUCCUAGUAAACGAAAGAAAACAAAAGUACAAUGCCGAAUAUGCAGUAAAAUAAUAACGAAGGCCUACUAUAAGGAACAUUUUGCGCUCCACGACGCUACUAUAGUCAAAUACAUGUGCGAUGUCUGCGGUAAAUCGUUUCGUCAGCGCUGUGCAUACAAGAAUCACUAUUUCACUCAUAGCACAGAUUUCCCAUACAAAUGUACAAUGUGUCCAUAUAGAGGACGGAACUCAGGCUUACUAAACACACACAUGCGCACACAUACCGGAGAUUACAGAUACAUGUGUUCAGAAUGCCCCGCUAGAUUUCUGACGAAAAGCAACCUGAAUAAGCAUAUGUUCAAACAUAAGGAGCCGAUGUUCAAAUGUGACACUUGUCAUCGAGCUUUCCAUUCUAAACUUAUACUUGAAAGGCAUUAUGAGGCUGAACACCUAGGAAUAAAGAAUCACAUAUGUAAUUUGUGCGGGAAGGCAUUUGGUUAUCGGAAAGCAAUGAUGCGGCAUCAACUGGAUGUGCAUAAAAGAGAGAAAAAGGUUAAUGGGAGGACUCCAUCAUAUUUGGAAGCGGAGUUUAAGAAGCAACAAGAUGAAAUCAUGUAAAUUUGUAGCUUGUUUGAGCAAUAGCUGGAUGUAUAUUAUCAAGUGUGGUUGGUAUUAGAAAAACACAGAUAUCUAUUAUUUAUUUAUUAAUCUAGAAAUUUAAAUCAGGCAACAAGGUCCAUAUUACAAAUACCAAUACCUUACAGACUAACAUACAUAUUAGGUAUUUUAUAAACUUGAAACUAAACACUAUUUAGACGAACGGCGUGGCUCCGUUGCAUCGGCUGCUCUUGUGUCGGAUUCGGCAGUUUGCCCUGCCCUUGCCUCAGAAAUACACGACACCUUUUGGCCAGAAGGUAUUAUAUCUGUGAGAAAAACCAACAAGUAUUAACUAAGUAAAUUCUUCUCCCCUCUUUCAUCAAACCUUACUGUUCACGCAAAUUCAAAUUUUGUCAGUAAAGUAAUUUUUUUGUUAACUUUAAAAUUAAAAAUGUAAUUGCAAAAGGCAAACUUAAUGCAACAAGGUAAAGAAUGCCUGUCAAGUUUUAGAGGCCAAACAGAUUAACAGUGUGAAAACAUCUAUUCCAUCUUAGACAAUAUUAAUGAAUUUUUAUUUAACAUUUCUAUACAUAUAUAUUUAUUAUUUAUAUUAUAUUUAUUUAACCUGUCUGUGUAUGAUAAGGACCCAGACCGAAAUUUCAGUCAUUUUUUUUACCUUUUUUUCUGCUGUAUACAGCAAAUUUUACAUCACAAUUUUUGACCACCAGACAUAACGUUAAGACACGAAGUUUUGUAUUAACAGAGCUUAAUAAACAUUAGUAUUGGAAUUGCACCACCAACCAAGCAUAUCAAAGACAGGUGACAGAAACAAAUGUAAAUCUGUCCUGUUUAUUGUAUAUCCUACUAGAUCUCUGUAGUUUUUAGAUUACAUUUGUUAUACCUACUUGUAUAGCUCAUUUUAAAUGAACAGUGUAUU
Messenger RNA from Cydia splendana, 2137 nucleotides. RefSeq names its product zinc finger protein 717-like. The record is from RefSeq and is a predicted model, not a curated record. Lineage: Eukaryota; Metazoa; Arthropoda; Insecta; Lepidoptera; Tortricidae. Gene Ontology annotation, molecular function: RNA polymerase II cis-regulatory region sequence-specific DNA binding; DNA-binding transcription repressor activity, RNA polymerase II-specific; zinc ion binding. The transcript has a single exon. Gene Ontology annotation, cellular component: nucleoplasm; nucleus. Bases 118 to 1221 code for a protein of 367 amino acids. Gene Ontology annotation, biological process: regulation of transcription by RNA polymerase II.